Molecule: messenger RNA, 2704 nt
Organism: Phyllostomus hastatus (greater spear-nosed bat)
Lineage: Eukaryota; Metazoa; Chordata; Mammalia; Chiroptera; Phyllostomidae
Gene: PRKAR1B
Product: protein kinase cAMP-dependent type I regulatory subunit beta
Exons: 11
Coding region: 136-1278 (380 amino acids)
Biological process (GO): regulation of protein phosphorylation
Cellular component (GO): cAMP-dependent protein kinase complex
Molecular function (GO): cAMP-dependent protein kinase regulator activity
Source: RefSeq, a predicted model, not a curated record
GCCGGGAGCGGCGGGCGGAGGCGGUGCUGCUGCAGUGCGGGACCGCUCACCCUCCCGCGUCCCGCGUCCCGGCGUCCCCGCGCAACCGCCUCCAGGCUCCGGCGCAGCGCACCCAGGACGCAGGGCGCCGGCACCAUGGCCUCGCCACCGGCCCCCCCGCUGGAGGAGGACGAGAGCCUGCGCGGCUGCGAGCUGUACGUGCAGCGGCACGGCGUCCAGCAGGUGCUGAGGGACUGCAUCGUGCACCUGUGCGUCGCCAAGCCCGAGCGCCCCAUGCGCUUCCUGCGCGAGCACUUCGAGAAGCUGGAGAAGGAAGAGAACAGACAGAUUUUGGCUCAGAAGUCGGCCUCCCAGUCCGACUCGCACGACGAGGAGGGCUCCCCGACGCUGCCGAACCCCGUGGUGAAGGCCCGCUGCCGCCGCGGGGGCGUGAGCGCCGAGGUGUACACGGAGGAGGACGCCGUGUCCUACGUCCGGAAGGUCAUCCCCAAGGACUAUAAGACCAUGACGGCGCUGGCCAAGGCCAUCUCCAGAAACGUGCUGUUCGCUCACCUGGACGACAACGAGAGGAGCGACAUAUUUGACGCCAUGUUCCCGGUCACGCACAUCGCCGGGGAGACUGUCAUCCAGCAAGGGGACGAAGGCGACAACUUCUACGUCAUCGACCAAGGAGAGGUGGACGUGUACGUGAACGGAGACUGGGUGACCAGCAUCAGCGAGGGCGGCAGCUUCGGGGAGCUGGCGCUCAUCUACGGCACCCCCAGGGCGGCGACCGUGAAGGCCAAGACGGAUCUCAAGCUCUGGGGCAUCGACCGCGACAGCUACCGCCGCAUCCUCAUGGGCAGCACGCUGCGGAAGCGCAAGAUGUACGAGGAGUUCCUCAGCAAGGUCUCCAUCCUGGAGUCCCUGGAGAAGUGGGAGCGCCUGACGGUGGCCGACGCCCUGGAGCCGGCCCAGUUUGAAGACGGAGAGAAGAUCGUGGUUCAGGGGGAGCCCGGUGACGACUUCUUCAUCAUCACGGAGGGCACCGCCUCGGUCCUCCAGCGCAGGUCCCCGAACGAGGAGUACAUGGAGGUGGGGCGCCUGGGGCCCUCCGACUACUUCGGGGAGAUCGCGCUGCUCCUGAACAGGCCCCGGGCGGCCACCGUGGUGGCCCGGGGCCCCCUCAAGUGCGUGAAGCUGGACCGGCCCCGCUUCGAGCGCGUGCUGGGGCCCUGCUCCGAGAUCCUGCAGCGGAACAUCCAGCGCUACAACAGCUUCAUCUCCCUCACCGUCUGAGCCCCCGCCGCCCGCCGCCCGCCGCCCGCCGCUCCCGUGUGCCGGCUCGUCUGUCCCGGCAGCCUGGGGACUGCUCCCCCGCCCCCGAGCUCACACGUGGAGUAGGACAGUCACCGCGCAUCUUAGAAACAAGGGCAACCAGACGCACCCCAGGCUGAGGCGGUGCAGCUGCCCCUCCCCAUGCGCAUCCCGUCUCCCCGUGCUCUGUGGGCUCGUCCUGGGGUCCCCCACUCCCUCUCUCGUCUCCUGGGGGACGCAGAACCGUGCUCACGCCCUGUGGCCGUCCAGGCGGCCCCAUGGGGGCGGUCUGGGUCCUGCUGGAGCCGAGGGGCUGGGGCCACGGCCUCUCUGGUCACCGUCCUCUCCGGGGGCCGCCCAGGCAGCAGCCAGGGUCCCAGGUGGCCGGUUCUGGACCCUGACGUGGGACGAUGGUGUCCAAGGGGGUGUCCCACUCCCUCCUCGGGUCCCGUGGAAGCCACAGGAGGCCCCACAGGACGGUCUCGUGGGUGAGUGGGCGUGACGCCUAUGUUGGGCAGCCGUGUCAGCUGGCCUGGGACACCGGCCGCCUCGCCAGACAGUCCUCGGCCACGGCGCCCCUUGCUGGGCCAGGACGCCCGGGGUGGGAAGGAAGCUGAGACCCGGAGCCUCCCCGACCCGCGGGCACUGGUCUCGGUGUGGGGCCCGGAAUGACAUCUGCUGGUCCCGAGUCGCAGAGCAGCUUCUGGGGGACCUGGAGAAGAAGAGGGGGGCCCCCCAGACUCUCUCUGGACAAAGUGGUCAGAACCAAAGUGAGACGGGGCCUCACCCUGUGCCGGUCACUGUGGGAACUCCAGUCCCCAGGGCCCCCCACACACCAGUCAGCUUCGGCUCAACCCCCCCCAAACGCAUCUUCAGCCCAUACAGGCCCGGCUGUGCCCGUGCAGGCCGCCCGGUGGAUUCUGGUGGCCGAGACAGAGCGGACACCCUGCCGUGAGCCCGCCGUGGCCCCUGCCCAUGUGCGUCUGGGCGCGGCCCCCCAGCAGCGGGCCUCGGCCGCGGUGGCCGUGCCGUGUGACGCUGCGUCCUGUGCUGCGGGGCCGUCCAGUGUGUGGCGAGCUGCCCCCCACCUCACACCGACCGGGGCGUGUCCUCUCUCCAGCCGGAGAGCAGGCCUUUCCCUCUCUGUGUAUUUUGGCGAACACCCCCGACAGGACGUUCCCCGCCUCGGCCGUGUCUAAGUGUCACGGCCGUGGGCACGCCGCGUGAGGACCCCGCUGUGGGGCCGUCACCACCGCCCACGUCCGGAGCUCAGCGUCCCCCCGGACGAGCCUCCGUCCCCACGAAGCCCGCCGCCCCCGCCCGUCUCUGUGCGGAACCGCGUUUGAUGUGUUCACUUCCCCCAGUCUGUCCAAACUGCGCUCGUCCCAGCCUCCCAGUAUAAACGUUG